This is a messenger RNA of Meleagris gallopavo (turkey), 639 nucleotides long. The record is from RefSeq and is a predicted model, not a curated record. Lineage: Eukaryota; Metazoa; Chordata; Aves; Galliformes; Phasianidae.
AUGAGAUGGGGCCGGUGGCAGAGCUUUAAGAAGACUGUCACUGUCUUCCCGUUCUGGGAAGACUGCCCCAAAUGCCUGACUUUCCAUCUUGUGCUUGUCUUCUUUCCCUUCCGUCUUUCUUUGCAGUGUGGCAUUGUCCUGGGAGCUCUGCUCUUGAUUUUCUGUUCUUGGAUGACUCAUCAAUCCUGCAUGUUCCUGGUGAAAUCGGCCAAUCUCAGCAAGCGCAGGACCUACCCCGGCCUGGCAUUUCAUGCCUAUGGAAAAGCAGGGAAAAUGUUGGUGGAAACAAGCAUGAUUGGGCUGAUGCUGGGAACUUGCAUUGCUUUCUACGUUGUCAUUGGUGACUUGGGGUCCAACUUCUUUGCCCGGCUGCUUGGAUUUCAGGUGUCUGGCAGCUUCCGCAUCGUGCUGCUCUUCGCCGUCUCCUUGUGCAUCGUGCUUCCCCUGAGCCUCCAGAGGAACAUGAUGGCCUCUAUACAGUCAUUCAGCGCCAUGGCUCUCAUCUUCUACACCGUUUUCAUGUUCGUGGUGAGUACUGAUGAUGGGAGUUUUCCCACUGAGCUAACACAGGUGUUCAUGGUGUGCCCCGUGGGGACGGCCUGCAGGUGCAGGGCUCGAGUGUAACGUGCCCUUCCUGAU